AUAUCCCUAUUUUAGAAACAUCCAAGUAUUCUUCUUGUCUAUAUGGAAAACAGAAUCAAAGAACUGCCCCAGCCAUUUAGAAAUCUUUAGUAAUCCUGAUGGGUAGUCAAAGACCUGGAAGUGUGUGUGUGUGUGACUGUGUGUGUGACUGUGUGAGCAAUAUUUUACUUUCAGUUGAUUUUCACUCAUAGAUCCAAUCCUUAUGUAGUAUAUGAACUGUGAAAUGAGGGGCUAAAACUGGAGCAACUUCCUGGAUUACAUUUUAUCUCUUCUGAUGUCUUCGGUGCCGAAAGAGUAAUUCAAGAGCAAUUUCCCACUAAAUUGCUAAGGCUUCAUGCAUAUAUUUAAGAAACAUAUAUACUGAGCAACACAUAGAGAGAAUAGAUGCUCCCCCUUUUCAAUACACAUAACCCCUCCUCCUUCCACAUAAAUCCUCUGUUCAUAAAACAUUUGGACUUUCCUUACACACUGCAUGGUGCAUAGCUCGUCUGCCUGUCAAUGUAAAGAGAAGAUUUGCACACAUCCCAGCUGAAUCCAGCAACAGCAGACACAUGCCUCUGGGCAACUGCAGGCUCUGAGUGUUUCCUCUCUCUUCUGGAAUUGCUGCAUGUUUCUUGCCAUCAGGAAAUCCUGAUGGCAAGAAGAUAGUUGCAGAACUUUUGCUUGGUACUGGGUUGCAACCUUCCCCCAGUCUCCCUCUCUCUUCUGUGUUCUUUCAUUAACUCUGAAUGGAGAUGCUUCAGGAAAGUCUGAAAGGCUGAAUUCAAACCCAGAGCACAGCCAAGUAUGUCUGCAGCUGAGGUAGAGGAUGGUCUCCUCGCAUAUAGGAACUGUUCAUUGAAUAUGGAACUGAAUGGAACUCGGGAACCUUUUGGGAAGCCCACGGCUGACUAUGACGAGGAGGAAUUCUUGCGGUACCUCUGGAGGGAAUACUUGCAUCCCAAGGAAUAUGAAUGGGUUCUCAUUGCUGGAUAUAUUAUUGUAUUUCUUGUGGCUCUCAUAGGCAACAUCCUCGUUUGUGUUGCAGUUUGGAAAAACCAUCACAUGAGAACAGUUACCAAUUACUUCAUAGUAAACCUCUCCCUGGCUGAUGUCCUUGUCACCAUCACUUGUCUUCCAGCAACUUUAGUGGUGGAUAUCACAGAGACCUGGUUCCUUGGUGACAGCCUUUGCAAGGGGAUCCCUUAUUUGCAGACUGUGUCGGUCUCUGUUUCUGUAUUAACUCUCAGCUGUAUUGCAUUGGAUCGGUGGUAUGCAAUUUGUCAUCCUUUGAUGUUCAAAAGCACAGCCAAACGGGCUAGGAACAGCAUUAUCAUUAUCUGGAUUGUGUCCUGCAUAAUAAUGAUUCCUCAGGCCAUUGUCAUGGAGUGCAGCAGUAUGUUUCCGGCAUUAGCUAACAAGACCAUCUUAUUUACUGUCUGCGAUGAGCACUGGGGAGCUGAAAUCUACCCCAAACUGUAUCACACUUGUUUUUUCUUGAUCACGUACAUGGCUCCCCUGUGUCUUAUGGUGCUGGCCUAUUUACAAAUAUUUCAAAAGCUGUGGUGCCGACAGAUUCCAGGAACUUCAUCUGUGGUUCAGAGAAAGUGGAAACCACUGCAACCAGGAGUGCAGACCCGAGGGUUGAGGCCAUCAGCAAGUUUAAGGAUUAGUGCUGUGACAGCUGAAAUCAAACAGAUUCGAACCAGAAGGAAAACAGCACGUAUGCUCAUGGUCGUUCUCUUGGUUUUUGCUCUCUGUUAUCUCCCAAUUAGCAUUCUCAACAUAUUGAAAAGGGUGUUUGGGAUGUUCAACCAUGCCAGUGACAGAGAAACUGUAUAUGCCUGGUUUACCUUCUCCCACUGGCUUGUGUAUGCAAACAGUGCUGCAAAUCCAAUUAUUUAUAACUUUCUCAGUGGAAAGUUCCGGGAAGAAUUCAAAGCAGCCUUUUCUUUCUGCUGCUUUGAUGUCCGCCGCCACCACCAUUAUCACCACGAUGAGCGAGUCAGAGGGCGGAUAAGCACCGAAAGCCGAAAAUCCUUGACCACUCAGAUCAGCCAUUUCGACCAUGCAACAAAGAUCUCAGAGCACGUUGCACUGAGCAAUAUAAAUACGCUACCUCCGGAUGGCACUGCACCUAUUCACCUCUGGUAGUUCUACUUCCUUUUGGGUUGAUCAACACCUUUGCCAACUGAAUCUGUGCAUCCCAUUUGAACCAAUUCACUGCAGACUGAAAUGAAAUGCCAGACUGUGAACUGAUUGAAAACCACAUGAAAAUACCAGCUUUGUUUUCUAAAAGAAACCACAGCUUUGUUUAAAAGAGGGUGUGGUUUUCAUGUCUUUUGCUUUUCAACUGUAAGAAAACAUUAUUUGGAUAAGUUAUUAAAUUAUUAUUUUUAAUAUCA
Molecule: messenger RNA, 2384 nt
Organism: Anolis carolinensis (green anole)
Lineage: Eukaryota; Metazoa; Chordata; Lepidosauria; Squamata; Anolidae
Gene: hcrtr2
Product: hypocretin receptor 2
Exons: 7
Coding region: 787-2133 (448 amino acids)
Biological process (GO): feeding behavior; G protein-coupled receptor signaling pathway; circadian sleep/wake cycle process
Cellular component (GO): membrane
Molecular function (GO): orexin receptor activity
Source: RefSeq, a predicted model, not a curated record